AUGUCAACAAAAGUGCCCAACAUUAAACUGAAAAUUGAUCCUCGGAAUCUGCAGAUCCAGACAUUCACAGUGGAGAAAUUACUGGAACCACUGAUAAUUCAGGUUACAACAUUAGUGAACUGUCCACAGAAUCCUUCUGGUAAGAAGAAGGGCCGUUCCAAAAGAGCUCGUGUCCUGCUUGCCUCAGUGGAGGAGGCCACUUGGAACCUGCUGGACAAGGGAGAGAAGAUUGCCAAGGAAGCGGCUGUGUUCAAGGAGGAGCUGCACGCGGCGCUCGCCGAUGUGCGGAGAGAGAGUCGGGCCCUGCAGGUGUCGGCAGAGGCGUUCACCAGCGAUCCCUGCUCCCUGCCCCGGAGGCAGGCGGUGGUGCCCGCCGCUCGCUCCCUGCUGGCCGCGGUCACCCGGCUCCUGGUUCUGGCCGACAUGGUGGAUGUGGCCUAUCUGCUGCAGCACCUGACUGUGUUUCAAAGAACAUUUGAGUCUUUAAAAAAUGUAUCCAGUAAAUCUGAUCUGCAGAAAACCUACCAAAAGUUUCAAAAGGAUCUGGAAAACCUUGAUUACCUGGCAUACAAACGUCAGCAGGAUUUGAAAUCUAGCAAUCAGCGAGAUGAAAUUGCUGCAGCACGUGUAUCCCUGAAGGAAAAUUCUGCAUUCCUACAUUCAAUAUGUUCAGCUUGUUUGGAACAUUCAGAUGUUGCAUCCCUUACAGCCAGCAAGGAUUCAAUUUGCAAUGAAAUACAGAAUGCUCUCAAUGUAAUUUCCAAUGCUUCCCAAGGAGUUGGAAAUAAAGUGGAGCAACCUGCACCUCGUACAGCUACUCUGGGAAGUGCACUUGAUGAGCUUGAGAAUUUAAUAGUGCUGGAUCCUCUGGCGGUGAGCGAGGAGAAGGUGAGGCCGUCCCUGGAGCAGCGGCUGGAGGCGAUCAUCAGCGGGGCGGCGCUGCUGGCCGACUCCUCGUGCACACGGGACUCGCACCGCGAGCGCAUUGUCGCCGAGUGCAGCGCCAUCCGCCAGGCCCUGCAGGAGCUGCUGGCCGAGUACCUGCGCUCCUGUUGGUUUCAAACUUGUCUAGGUGAAAGCUGCAGGCCUGGCAGGGCAGAGAGGAGCAAUGCCCUGAAUGUUGCCAUAGACAGUAUGUGCAAGAGGACCAGAGACCUCCGCAGGCAGCUCAGAAAAGCCAUUAUAGAUCACAUCUCAGACUCCUUCUUAGACACCACUGUUCCUCUGCUGGUUCUCAUUGAAGCUGCUAAAAAUGGAAGAGAGAAAGAAAUAAAGGAGUAUGCUGCUAUAUUUCGAGAACAUACCAGCAGGCUUGUGGAGGUUGCCAAUCUUGCUUGUUCAUUGUCAACAAAUGAAGAUGGAACGAAAAUUGUCCAAAUGGCAGCAAACCACAUUGAGACUCUGUGCCCACAGGUCAUUAAUGCUGCUUUAGCUCUUGCUGCCAGACCAAAAAGUCAAGUUGUGAAAAACAACAUGGAGAUGUACAGGAGUACGUGGGAGAGUCACAUCCGUGUUCUUACUGAGGCUGUGGAUGAUAUAACAAGUAUUGAUGAUUUCCUUGCUGUGUCAGAGAGCCACAUCCUGGAGGACGUGAACCGCUGCAUCGUGGCGCUGCGGGAGCAGGACGCCGAGGGCCUGGACCGCGCCGCCGGCGCCAUCCGCGGCCGCGCCGCACGGGUCGCGCACGUCGUGGCGGGGGAGAUGGACAACUACGAGCCCGGAGCCUACACCCAGGGGGUGCUGGGGCACGUGCAGCAGCUCUCCGGGGCUGUGAUUCCAGAGUUUAUUAGUCAAGUAAAUAUUGCAUUGGAGAGCUUAAGCAAGAACACAGUGCAUCUGUUUGAUGACAACCAGUUUGUUGACAUUUCCAAGAAGGUGUACGAUACAAUCCACAACAUCAGGUGCUCCGUCAUGAUGAUUCGGACGCCCGAGGAGCUGGAGGACGUGUCUGACCUGGAGGAGGAGCAGGACACCCGGAGCCGCACCAGCGCCCAGACCGAGGGCAGGACGGACCGGGCCAAGAUGACUCAAUUGCCAGAAGCUGAAAAGGAAAAGAUAGCUGAGCAAGUGGCUGACUUCAAAAAAGUCAAGAGUAAGCUUGAUGCAGAGAUUGAAAUCUGGGAUGAUACCAGCAAUGACAUAAUUGUUCUUGCCAAGAGGAUGUGUGUGAUUAUGAUGGAGAUGACUGACUUCACAAGGGGGAGAGGCCCUCUGAAGCACACGGCCGAUGUCAUCAACGCCGCCAAGGUGAUCUCGGAGUCAGGCUCGCGCAUGGACGCCCUGGCGCGGCUCAUCGCCGACCAGUGCCCAGACCAGUCGUGCAAGCAGGAUUUGCUAGCUUACCUAGAACAGAUCAAGCUGUACUCCCACCAGCUCAAGAUCUGCAGCCAGGUUAAAGCAGAAAUCCAGCAUCUCGGUGGAGAGCUCAUCAUGUCUGCACUGGACAGUGUCACUUCACUGAUUCAGGCCGCCAAAAACUUAAUGAAUUCUGUGGUGCAGACAGUGAAGAUGUCCUAUAUUGCAUCCACAAAGAUCAUCAAGAUUCAGAGUCCUACUGGCCCACGCCAUCCAGUUGUGAUGUGGAGAAUGAAGGCUCCAGAGAAGAAGCCCCUGAUUAAAAGGGAGAAGCCAGAAGAAAUCUAUGCUGCUGUCAGAAAAGGUUCUGCCAAGAAGAGAAUCCAUCCUGUGCAAGUCAUGAGUGAAUUCAGAGGCAGAGAAAUAGUCUAAUAUUUUGCCACUAUGUUUUCUUACCUUGAAUUUCCCAUGAUUUUUCAUCUUUUCCCCUGCUUACUUAAUAAUUAUAUAUGUCAAUGUUUUGCUCUAAAUUUGUAAGAUAACACUUGCUUGAAUGCUUUGAAAAUGCUGUUGGAUUAGUUAGAAGCACACAGUUGGAAAUAAUGCUGGUUCUCCUGCAGUGGGGAGGUGAGGUGGCCCCACUGUAGUGGGUCUGGGUGUGACACAGGCAUUUCUGCUGCUGGGCCAGGCCCUGAGGGGCACCUGUGACCAGCUCACACCCACCCAAACCUGGGUCCAGACUGCAGCAUCCUUGGCCAAGACCGUGCCUUGGAAAUGUAAGCUUGAAAAUGUUUGAUGAAACACACAGAGUGUUGGAACAACGUGGAUGUAACAAUGCAGUAAAGAAAGCACUGACUGCAGGCCAGCAGGGGUGACAGCUUUUUAGAAGGCCUUUGGAAACAUGACCAGGAAUCUGUGUUCUGCUCCCUGCUCUCUUCUGUGAGCCCCAAUAAACCUGCUGGCUCUUGUAUUUGGCAGUUCAGAUAAGUCAGACAUUAACAAUAAAAAAACUUUCCUAUGGCUGCACAAAAGAAGAACUUUGAAAUAAAUCAUUAUUCUGAGUGUGUGAAAUACACAUAUCUUGAAUCUUAGAAUGGGGUGACUUUUCCAAAGCAACUGUAAGGAAUUAAGUUACUUCUGACAGACUUGCUAAAUGCAGGACUCUGCUGGUGAGCACUGAAUGGCUGCACUCAAAGUGUGUCAGGAAGGUAAAUCCUGCUAGUCCAGACCUCUGCAAUGUGCUUAAGAAAAACUAGUUUUUUCUAAAUACUUUUGAAUCUGAAAUCCACUUCGACUAAUUUUUUUAGAAGGCUCUAACUUGCCUUUUUGCCAAGUCAUGAAUUCUUCCCAGACUACAUUUGUUACUCAAGAUGUCUUUGCUUGGCCAUUCCGUAGAUCCUUUAUCAUGGCUUCUACAUUUGCCAAG
Melozone crissalis (California towhee) is the source of this 3721-nucleotide messenger RNA. RefSeq names its product catenin alpha 3 (gene CTNNA3). Gene Ontology annotation, cellular component: adherens junction; fascia adherens. The record is from RefSeq and is a predicted model, not a curated record. The coding region runs from base 1 to 2727 and encodes 908 amino acids. The transcript is spliced from 19 exons. Lineage: Eukaryota; Metazoa; Chordata; Aves; Passeriformes; Passerellidae. Gene Ontology annotation, molecular function: beta-catenin binding; actin filament binding; cadherin binding. Gene Ontology annotation, biological process: cell migration; cell-cell adhesion.